Molecule: messenger RNA, 5226 nt
Organism: Pocillopora meandrina
Lineage: Eukaryota; Metazoa; Cnidaria; Anthozoa; Scleractinia; Pocilloporidae
Source: the annotation of a GenBank genome assembly
AUGAAGACACUCAACAUAAUCUCCCUUUUCAACCCUGUGUUGCUGUUGUGGGGAUUUUGCUUCAGUGUUGUCGAAACGAGGGCGAAAGGUGAGAUCCUAAAAUUUAAAAUUAUUGUAAUAACUUUCCCUUCUUGUAACGAUCAGUCGUUAGACAAAUUAUCCCGAGGUCAUAUUCCCAAAUACAUUUGACAGCAGUAGGAUUCACAAAGAUAGUGCGAGUGGUAGCACUGAGUCUCAUAUUUUUCUAUCUUCUUGUCAAAACAUUCCAUUAGUGAGGCAGUUUGGCACUAUCAACUAAGUUGAUUAACGUAAGUUGGCCACUGUUAAAAGUUUCAAAGUGGAUGUUCCGAGUGUAAGCCCUUCGUCUUUCGCCCUGGCGAAGGGCUAAAGCUCGAAACGUCCGCUUUCAAACUCUUUACGGUGGCCAAUUUACGUUAUCAACUCAGUUAAUAAUACCAAAUUACCCUGAUAUACUUUCCUACCGACGUAGCACCACAGUUUCUUUAGAAACUUGCCCCAUUUAUUCAGUACUCCAUAAAUGGUUCGCCACUUUUCAAGCAGUUACGACAAUUGUUGGACACUUUUUCAAGUUCCUGCAUUCUGAAUCAUAUAAUUAUGUCUUUGAAAUCCGUACAUGAUGCAGUGCAUCGUUCAAGUGAACACCGAGUGUCUCGUCACGAUAUUUCCGGCUCAGUUCUUUAUCAAGAAGGUCGGACAAGCGUAGGUAAGAUCAGAUUAAUUAAAUAUUAAAUAUCACAUAACAUCAUCAUAUCAUUAUCAUAUUAUUUGACUCAGUCUUGUGAAAGGUGUAAGAAGUUUUUAAUUGAAUGUCGAAGAUGUUCUAGGGUUGUUUUAGUCUCGCUUCAUUGGCUUUUACGAUUGUCCUCAAUUACUUGCGCCAAACUUUAAGCCAAUCAAAUGGAAACCAGCAGGUAACUCCUGCGCUUAAGGUAGCUGCACUGCGCUUAAGGUAGCUUCACUGCGCUUAAGGUAGUUUACUCUGAGUUCUGAUCAGCUCAGUGUGACAUUUAGGCAUGUUCUGAUUAGCUCUUUGAAAGCGCUCGAUCACUUUAAAGUCUGGUUUGUAAUUUUGGAAGGGAUGCGGAGUAAGUCUACAGUUUUAACCCAAAGUUGGAUUACAGUUACAAUUGAGGGUAAACAGUUAGAAACCAGUUGUUGGUGCGCUAGACUUCGCAUCAAAAUGUUCGGGUUUGAACGCUAGUCAGGGUUGUCGGGCUGUUCUUGAGCAAAACAAUUUACUCAUCCUUUUUGAGUCAAGAUUGGGAAGGUGCAAAGCUCGGUAAAACUUGAGAAAGUGCUGAAGAGCUCAGCAUUUUAUCCGGGGAGAAGAAAUUAAAGAUUUCUAGUAACACUACGUCAGUCAAAGUGGGAUAGACUUUGGCAUUGUGUACCAUUUUCCUCGUUUGUGAGACUUUCUUUGUUCUUUGCAAACGAGACAUUGGAAAGUAUUCAGUUGCUUCAAAAGAUAACAAAUCUGUACCAAAUAACACUAUUUUUCUCGCUUUUUCCAGUCUACACAUUAUCAGGAAACGACCACAACGCCCCUUGCGUUUUUCCAUUUUAUUACGACGGUAAGAACUACACAUCAUGCACCUACAAGGACUGCAAACAUAACCUGCCUUGGUGCGCAACAACCAACAACUACGACAGAGAUAAGAAGUGGGGUCACUGUCAGACAGACAAGGACGUAACCGAUUGCAUUGACCUUCACAGUCGUUGCGGAACUUGGGCGAUGGAUGGCGAAUGUGUAAUCAAUGCCCCGUACAUGUGUAAAAAGUGCCCACGAUCUUGCGGCUUGUGCACCCAUGGAGGAAAUGGGCGAGGAAAACCUUGCAAAUUUCCGUUUUUCUUUAAAAACAGACUCGUGUAUAACUGUCUACGCUUUAAUAAAAAAACAUGGUGUGCGACAACAACUGACUACAACAAGGACAAGAGAUGGGGCUACUGUUUUCCUAAAUGUAAGUUUUGAAAAAUAAGACGCAUUUUAUCGAGAAAUGAAUUGCAAUUAUCUUUAACUUUACCCAUACCCUAAAUGAUAGAUAUAUAAAAUUAAUUUUUUAGUAUAUCGUGAUAUAAGAGAAGUGAACGAGAAAUUUUUUCAUUGGGGAGAGUGUGACGAUCUAAAUGAUGAUUGUCGACAAUGGGCAAAGCAAGGAUUAUGUCAAAAGGAUCCUGAAGAAAUGAAAGAAAUGUGUCCAUGGAGUUGCCACAAGUGUGCGCCUAUGAAGUUAGGUAAGUACGAGGCUGUAGGGGCUUUCUCAGGGGCUCUCCUUCCUUUGGUUUUGCUUAACUUCGCUCCAUGAUUGGUCCCGAAAACUCACGCCACCUUCUCAACCAAUCAGAUUCAAAACCAAAACCAAUCGUGAUUUUAUCACUUACAUUGUUCCGCGCUUCAUGCAACUUAAACUUUAAAUUUUCAUUGGCUAACGAUGAUGUCGGCCUUCGCUCCGAUUGACUGCUGUGACUAUUUUGGUUUCGGUUUUCGAAACUUAACUAAAACAACUCUAUAUGGGAAUCGGCAUUGGGACCAGAUUUAGUUUAUAUAAUCUGCUGUCCUGGACUGAAAAUGAAAUUCAAUUUGAUUUACACUUUUGUGUCAUGGUGCGUCAACUUAUCCAUUUAAUCAUGAGUCUGAAGAAAGCCUUGAAAAAUUGUGCCUUUGAUCAUAACUUGCAAGGGCAUCCCCUAUCAACUUAUUUACAGUAUCCGAAAAUCGAAAAAAACUUCCGCAGGUAAAUAGAGGAUUUAUCGAUCCAGUGGCGAAAGUUAUCCGGGAUCUUUUUUUUUUUGUUUUACUUUGAUUCCAAUUGGUCCUGAAAACUCGCAUCAUCCUCUCAACCAGUGAGAGUCAAAACGAGUGUAAAUCGUGGCUUGGUUACCCGUGUUUCCCGUGGUUUUGGUAGUUUACCUAUUUCUACAAUGGGUUUUCAUUGAUAAACUACAUGAAAUUAUAAUCUCCUGCUCUAUCACAAUGGCUAACGGGAAAGGCAGGUGACCCAGCUGCGAUUGGUUUUUAGUUUUGCAUCUGACUGGUAGCGAGGACUGCGCAUGUUCUCUGGACGAAAACGGAGGCGUUUAAGAGCAAGCCUAAUGCGAUCGUGGAAUACUUUUUUAACCUUUUCUUAAUACCAACAGCUCUACAGAGACCUAUUUUUUUGGGCUCAGCGCUAUUCCAGACGCCAGCCUUGGGUCAUUUCUCGAAGCCAAACCUAGCGGUAACAUUAUCGUAUAUUUAUUAAUUUAAUGAAACUCAGGCUCAUGAAAUGCCUAUACCUCAUUCCAUCCUAGUAACCCUGAAAGGAUGCCAAGAUUACAGCUCAGCGUGUGCAGAAUGGGCCAGAAGAGGAGAUUGUGAAGAUAACACGGUGUUCAUGUUUGCAUUCUGUCGUUGGUCUUGUAAACAAUGCGCCAAAUCAACAAGUAAGCAUCUUUUUUUAAAAUAAGAGCCGGUCAUUAUUUAUCGCUAGAAGGGGGGGGGGGGAGGGGGUUGGGAUCUGAGGAUUUUGAUUGUGUCACAAUGAAAUUUACCUGAUCUGAUUCUCCCCUCCCCCAAGGCCUUUUAGUAAUCUAAUGACCCCCCUCCAGUUUGCAGUCAUAUUUCUAUACUCCCGGGCGCGUCCCCCUUUAUACUUUACUAGCGACGAUGGUUCCCCCUUCGUGAAAGGACUGAAAGAGGACUGAAAGAGAGAAAAAACUGAAAUGUGAUGGACCGAACGAUCCUUUUUGAAGUGAGGAUUUCUUUUUCCCUUCUUUUUUUUUUACUUUUGUCAUCUAGAUAUUUUUCGUGUAACAUCGCUAUAAGCCUUCAAAGUUACAACUGUUAGUUGGAAAAAGUCUCAAGGUCCCAAGGUAGAGGUUACACAGAAAGGAAAGACAGCAGAAUAUAAGUGAGAUUAAUUACUUUUAACAAAUAGUCAGCUGAUGACCCUGAUGGCCUGUUCUAUCAAAGAAAAGGUACACGCGGCGCACUCAGUGUGUCACUGAUACUUCAGAAAAGAAAAUACAAAAUAUCGUUAAUGGUGACGUCAUCUAUGCGUCUGUUAGUCAUAAGUAGGAACCAGUCCACAUAGAUGUAUGAUUCAGCUUUUCAUAGGACUAUUUAGUUGAAUAGUCGAACCUGCGUUAGAGUGACGCAACUUCGGUUUCUCUUACUAAAUAAUGUAUGAAUACUAUUUUUAGUUGAGAAGACAGCACGUGAUAGAAUGCCAAGAGGAUGCAGAUCGUGGGUGCGGAAUGGUGAUUGUUACCUUCACCAAGAGUUUAUGUUGCAAAACUGUAGGGAGUCUUGUAUGGCAGGGGGAUAUAAAAACGGUAAGUAAACCAAGAGCAAAUUCACGUUAUAGUCCAGUAAGUAACUUGCGCUUCCCCGAAAAAAGUGCGCGGCUCCUCACGACAAUCACUGUCUACUUGUUAGAGAAGAGUGCAGAGUGACGUCAAACGGAAACCACACAGAACUAAAAAAUAUUUGAAGCAAGAAGACGCAAAUGAAAAAGUUAAGAUAGUUUCAGUUUUUAGUAUGAUUGGUCGAGAAAAUUUCGCGAGUUAUCUGAACCAAUCAUAGAGCAAAAUCAAGGGAAGGAUAACCACCAAAGCAAUUCCGGGUUACUUUUGACACUCAUUUGAAAAUCUCUACUUCAAAAAAGGAAUAUAAUCGUUUGUCUGACGAUGUGGUCACUUCGAGUGUAGAUCGCGACGUUUCGACUGCAUACUGCUAGUCUUCUUCAGGCGAAAAUUUCUAUAUUUUGUUUCAGAUCAUUGAUUCAGUUAUGUGUUUAUGAUCAUUUUCAGGACGCAUGUGCUUAGAUGAGGUGGCAGAUUGCCAUAACUUAGCUAGAGAAGGAUUUUGCAAAAGCCGAAGUGCCAUGGGUAUUAUGAGACAAUAUUGCAAAUACAGCUGCGGAUGGUGUUCUUAAAAUGUACAGAAAUUAUGUCAAAAGCUGCUCCAAGAGGCCAAAAAGUAAUUUAAAACAGUGCGUGUGGUUAAAAGCCAAUCCCUUUCGCUCGUCUACAAUAUUUCUUUGGUAUCAGUCUCUUUACUGCGGGAGACCUGGGAACCGGAGAGCUGGCUUACAGUAACUUAGGUCGUGUUCUAUCGAUAUUAGUCGUUUAUGGUCUUUCGGUUGGUUGGCUCGGUUUGGUUUUCAAUUUUCCAUAAGGGAAAAACCAUUUUAAGUUGAUUUGGUUGAUCAACUCUUUCAAUCGGUC